This is a messenger RNA of Hibiscus syriacus, 801 nucleotides long. Its product is annotated as 60S ribosomal protein L15-1-like. Gene Ontology annotation, cellular component: ribosome; cytosolic large ribosomal subunit. Gene Ontology annotation, molecular function: RNA binding; structural constituent of ribosome. NCBI's taxonomy places the organism in Eukaryota, Viridiplantae, Streptophyta, Magnoliopsida, Malvales, Malvaceae. Gene Ontology annotation, biological process: cytoplasmic translation. The coding region runs from base 66 to 680 and encodes 204 amino acids. The transcript has 4 exons. The record is from RefSeq and is a predicted model, not a curated record.
CGCCACCCUCUUAGCUUUCUUCUCUUGUUACCGAAAACCCUAGCCAAUCUCUGCGCAGCUCGCUAAUGGGGGCUUACAAGUACGUUUCGGAGCUAUGGAGGAAGAAGCAGUCGGAUGUAAUGAGGUUCUUACAGAGGGUGAGGUGCUGGGAAUACCGUCAACAUCCAGCAAUCGUUAGGGUCAACCACCCUACACGUCCUGACAAGGCCCGAUGCUUGGGUUACAAGGCCAAGCAGGGCUAUGUGGUUUAUCGUGUUCGUGUUAGAAGGGGUGGUCGAAAGAGGCCUGUUCCAAAGGGUAUUGUCUAUGGUAAGCCCACAAAUCAGGGUGUUACCCAAUUGAAGUUCCAGCGCAGCAAGCGCUCUGUUGCAGAGGAGCGUGCUGGUCGAAAGUUGGGAGGUCUCAGAGUUGUAAACUCGUACUGGAUCAAUGAGGAUUCUACUUACAAGUACUUUGAGGUUAUCCUGGUUGAUGUUGCACACAAUGCGAUCCGCAAUGACCCAAGGAUUAACUGGAUCUGCAACCCUGUUCAUAAGCACAGGGAGCUUCGAGGACUCACAUCUGCCGGAAAGAAAAACAGGGGUCUGCAUGGAAAGGGUCACUUGCACCACAAGAAUCGACCUUCUCGAAGGGCAACCUGGAAGAGAAACAACACCCUCUCCCUUCGCCGCUACCGCUGAGUUUGUCUGUUGCUUUUAGGCAUAUUAAUUGCUUUAUCUUGUUGGAUUUUAGACUUCAUCUUCUUGAGUUUGAAAGUUCUGCAUGUUUAUUUCCAUUUGAGAUAAAUUUCAUUUGGAUGAA